Molecule: messenger RNA, 2674 nt
Organism: Clarias gariepinus (North African catfish)
Lineage: Eukaryota; Metazoa; Chordata; Actinopteri; Siluriformes; Clariidae
Gene: sec63
Product: SEC63 homolog, protein translocation regulator
Exons: 20
Coding region: 84-2351 (755 amino acids)
Biological process (GO): SRP-dependent cotranslational protein targeting to membrane; post-translational protein targeting to endoplasmic reticulum membrane
Cellular component (GO): Sec62/Sec63 complex
Molecular function (GO): transmembrane protein transporter activity; RNA binding
Source: RefSeq, a predicted model, not a curated record
CCUGAACUGUGGGCUGAGGGGCGGAUAAGCUCAGCGGCGGAGAAGCAGCGGGCAGCGCAGGGGUUGUUCUCGCCCGCUCCGACAUGGCCGGACAGCAGUUCCAGUACGAUGACAGCGGCAAUACGUUUUUCUACUUUCUUACGUCCUUCGUAGGUUUAAUUGUCAUCCCGGCCACCUAUUACCUCUGGCCGCGGGAUCAGAACGCAGAACAAUUGCGGUUGAAGAGCUUGCGGAGAGUUCACGGAAGAUGCCUGUGGUAUCGCCUCAGGCUUAUGAAAUCACAACAGAGCAUUGUCCCAACACUAAAAAAAGCAGCACUGCUGUUUGGCUGGGCCGUAUUUAUUUUCCUGGCUUAUAAGGUGUCCAAGUUAGAUCAUGAGUAUAAGGAAUAUAAUCCCUUCGAGGUCCUACAGCUUGAUCCGGGUGCCUCAGUGUCCGAAAUCAAGAAGCAGUACAGAACGUUGUCCCUAAAGUACCACCCGGACAAAGGAGGAGAUGAGGUCAUGUUCAUGAAGAUCGCUAAAGCUUACUCAGCAUUAACCAAUGAUGAAUCGAAGAAAAACUGGGAGACCUACGGCAACCCAGACGGCCCUAGAGUCACAAGUUUCGGAAUUGCUCUUCCUGCAUGGAUAGUUGAUCAGAAGAACUCCAUGCUGGUGCUGCUGGUCUAUGGUUUAGCCUUCAUGGUCAUUCUUCCAGUGGUUGUGGGUACAUGGUGGUACCGUUCCAUUCGCUACAGCGGCGAUCAGAUCCUUAUCAACACAACCCAGCUCUUCAUGCACUUUAUGUACAAAACACCAACGAUGAACAUGAAACGGCUAGUAAUGGUGCUCACGGCAGCCUUCGAAUUCGAUCCACGUAGCAACAAAGAAGCCAUUAUAAGACCGACGGACAACAUUGAAGUUCCUCAGCUGAUUCGAGAGCUGGGAAACAUCAAUGUGAAGAAGAAAGAGCCUCCGUUUUGUUACCCCUACAGCCUGAAGGCUCGUGUGCUUGUCCUCACGCACCUUGCCCGGAUGGAUGUGUCAGAGAAUAUUGAAGAAGACCAGAGGUUCGUGGUAAAAAAGUGCCCUGCUUUGCUUCAGGAGAUGAUCAACGUCGGUUGCCAACUCACAAUGAUGGCUACCAGCAGAGGAGGGUUCCGCGCUCCCAGACUUUCCUCUAUUGAGAACUGUAUGAAGCUGAGCCAGAUGGUGGUGCAGGGGCUCCAGGAGGCAAAGUCUCCUUUACUGCAGCUGCCCCACUUUGAGGAAGAGCACCUCAGAUACUGUAUCUCCAAAAAGUACAAGGUACGAAGCAUUCAGGACCUGGUGAGCCUGAAGGACUCGGACAGGAGAAACAUGCUGAGGUUUUUGGGAGAGGAGAAGUAUGACGAGGUUAUAGCGGUCCUCGGAAGCUUCCCUCACAUUACCAUGGAAACCAAGCUUCAAGUGCUGGAUGAUGAAGACAGUAACAACAUCACCGCAGGAUCCAUCGUCACGGUUACGGUUACCUUGACACGGAAGAGGAUGUCCGAGGUUUUCGAGAAGGAGCAGGAGACUCCGGCGCCUGCGGAGGAGACCACCACGGAGGAGGCGCAAGGUGAUGGUGCGAAGAACAAAAUGAAAGUCUGGCAGAACAAGAGUAAAGGCGCUAAGAAAGCAGCCAAGUCCAAAAAGAAGAAACUGACGAAGAAAAAGCCAGUCUCUCAGCAGCAGGUCAAAGGGGACAAGACCAAACAGGCCAACGGCAAUGUCGCAGGAACCGAAACGCCAGCAGCAGCCAAAGAGGAAGACGAAGAGCUCUCGGACAAGGGCAGCGAAUCAGACGAAGCGGAGCCGAACAAGGACUCGCCCAGCGAGAGAGAUGAUGAGAGCGACAAGCAGAGCGACACCGAGGCAGACGAGGUCACAGGAGACGACGAGCAGGAGUGGGAGGCCCUGCAGCAGAGCAUCCAGCGGCGAGAGCGAGCCUUGCUAGAGACCAAGUCGAAGAUCACGCAUGCCGUGUACAGCUUGUACUUCCCAGAAGAGAAACAGGAGUGGUGGUGGCUCUAUAUCGCUGACCGCAAAGAUCAGACCCUGGUGUCUAUGCCUUACCACGUCUGCACUCUAAAAGACACCGAGGAGGUCGAGCUGAAAUUCCCAGCUCCAUCCAAAACAGGGAACUAUCAGUUUUCAGUUAUCUUGAGGUCAGACUCAUUUAUGGGCCUGGAUCAGAUUAAACCGCUGAAGCUGGAGGUUCAUGAAGCGAAGGCCAUGCUGGACAACCAUCCACAGUGGGACAUCCCAGAGACCGAAGAAGAAGAGGAGGACCAGGAGGACAGCGACGGAAUCGAGGAGUCAGAAGAAGAUGACGAGGACAACGACUAAACCCAGCCGACUCGAUGCUAUUCGAUUCGACAUGAACUGACUCACACACACCCAUGUGCCCUGUCAUGUUUUCACUUACACCCAUACAAAACUUUGCAGCCAAAAAAGCGCCGCCAUACACAAUGUAAACACAAACACGUGACGUUUAUAAAAGGUAUGUCAUGGCCCAUCAUGGUACCUUUUUUUAAAAAAAAACUAAACAAAAACAAAAAACACUCAUGAUCUGUUUACUUUGAAAUCCAAAAUGGCUGCCUGGUCUCUUUCAUGAAGUCCACCCUGAGGACUAGCAUUUAACAGAAAUAAACAGACUGCUUACUUAAAAA